Molecule: messenger RNA, 9509 nt
Organism: Portunus trituberculatus (swimming crab)
Lineage: Eukaryota; Metazoa; Arthropoda; Malacostraca; Decapoda; Portunidae
Product: brain tumor protein-like
Exons: 4
Coding region: 1075-3696 (873 amino acids)
Biological process (GO): negative regulation of translation; regulation of DNA-templated transcription
Molecular function (GO): translation repressor activity; protein binding; copper ion binding
Source: RefSeq, a predicted model, not a curated record
AAAAAACAACAACAACAACAAAAACUCAAACCAUUAUUGCCUGUAGACUGCCUAGCCCACCAUCUCCACACCUUUCCCUCUUUCCCGCCUCUUUUUAGGCCUAAGCGGGCAUCACUGGCGUAGGCUCAAGGCAUGGGGGCACACUAGAAUGGCCCCUGCACCUAUGCCAUCCUUUAUCUCCAAGUGUCAAGGCGGAAUUAUGGGUAAAAAGCAAGAAAUAAGAGAGAGAUGCAUGUGGCAACUAGUCAUCAGGAGCAGGCUGGAUGUGGGGAGGGCUUAAGGACGCAGGGACAAAGAAACAAGGGUAUUUUAGCUAUUUUCAGCCUUGUCCCUUGGCCCUGUGUGUUCCUAGGGGGUGGGUGAGGUCCGUGGGGUCGUUCCAGGGUGCUGUCAGGUCUGCAAGGUGAGUAGGGAAGUCGGAAAUGCAUUUAUGAAGCGAAAAACACAUACCUGAAACAAAGACAGUUUGGCGCGCACACUCUACCACCGCUGCCAUCUGCGUGAUAAUACAUGCCCCACCCUUUCACCCACACACGCCCAACACGCCCUCCCCAACACACCCACUGCACCCUAUCCUCACCCCCACGCCCAUAUCACCCCACUUAACCCACCGGAACCCCUAAAAUGGCUUCGUUACUGAGAAAAAUAAGGAAAUGUAAAAUGUGUAAGUGGUAUCUAGUGCGGGCUGUGUAGCCAUGAGGAGGACGCGGUGAGGUCUGGCCAGUGUUGCUUCAGCCGUGGGAGAGGGAACACGUGCGCCGCUCCGACCAUCCUCCUCCAGUUUAGCCUUUUAAAUGCCCCUCAAUACUUCACACAUAUGACCUUGCUUGUAGGGUCAGGGUGGGGGUGAGAGAGAGAGAGAGAGGUGAGAGCGGCGCGGAAUGGUUCACGAGUGUUUUUUAUAACUACCACUACUAUAACUACUACUACUACUACUACUACUACUAUUUGAAAAGGCUGGAAAAACAGUGCUUGGAUGUGUCUAGAAGGGAGUGUUGCAUUGUGGGACUCAACAGUGGACAGUGAACAGUGAAUGACAGACACGCAGGUGUGUGUGUGAGGGUUGAGGCGAGAAUGUCUGUGUGUUCCCCGACGCCUUCCUUGGAGAGUCUGUCUGGGACGCCCCUCGGCUCUCUCAUCGACUCUGACCCACCACGAUCCCUGGAGAACUCACCCCCAGCCUCCACCACAGGGUCUGUGGUUGGCCGCAGCUCUCCAGUGGCCACGGUGUGCGGGAUAUGCAACGACACCUUUGUGUUGCCGCGAGUGUUGUCGUGCCUGCACGUGUUCUGCCUGGGCUGCCUGGAGAAGGUGUGUGACGGGGGGGAGCGCCUAGUGUGUCCCCAGUGCCAGGCCGUCACCACCGCGCCGCCACCGCUGCUGCUGCCGGACUACGCCCUGCACCGCCUGCUGGAGGCGCCCGUGGACGAGCCAGCGUCCUGUACAGCCUGCAAGAGCCGCGACGUGGCGGCCGUGGCCCGCUGCCUGGACUGUGCCAAGCUCCUGUGUCCACACUGCGUCAUGGCCCACCAGUACAUGCACUGCUUUGAGGGCCAUCGCGUCAUGACGCUGGCCGAGCUGGCCCAGCGCGACGAGCGGCCCGUCACCUGCAUCCGCCACAAGGGGGAGCCCCUCAAGUACUUCUGUGUGACCUGCAGUGCGCCCAUCUGUGUGGACUGCACCCUGCUGGACCACCCCAAGGGCCUGCACGAGCACGAGGCGCUGCACGACGCGGCCCCCAAGCACCUGGACCAAAUCUGCCAUGCCAUGGAGGGUGGCCGGUCCCGCGCGGCCGACCUGCGGUCCUGCGUGAAGGCGGUGGAGGGGUCCAGCGGGCGGCUGCAGCAGCAGUACGAGAAGGCCCAGAGUGAGAUCCAGGACACCUUCGCCUUCUACACCACGGUGGUGGAGGAGCGCAAGAGUGAGCUGCUGCGGGAGCUGGACAGCCUGUACCACGCCAAGCAGGUGUCCCUCUCAGUGUUUGCCCAGAAGGCCCAGGAGUGCGUGGACAAGCUACUCUCCACCUGCGACUUUGUGGACAAGAUGCGGAAGUACGCCAACACCACGGAGGUGCUCAUGUUCCGCAAGCUGAUCGAGGGCAAGCUGGCGGAGCAGAUGGGCAAGAACUUUGACCUGGGCAUGCAGAACGUCAGCGACCUGGAGUUUGUGUCCAACUACCCCGCCAUCCAGGUGGGCGUCCGCAACACCUUCGGAUACAUCAGGUCCUCCUCAGACAUCCAGGUGGGCCCUGCCAAGCUGCCCCCCAUUGCCCGCCCCUCCCCCUCUGCCUCUGUCACCAGCAUGAACACCAUCAACACCUGCCUCAACGGACUCUCCGGCCUCACCACGCUGGCCAAUGGUGGCGGCGGCGGCCUGGCCCCCGGCCACCCCGGUGCCAUCCCUGUGGUGUCCAGCACAGCCCCGGUGCCCAACGGCAUGACGGCCGGCCUGGGCGGUGCCGCGCUGGGCUCGGCCCUCGGUGGCGGCCUGGCCAACGGUCUGGCCAACGGCUUCUCAGGGCUGGGUGGAGGUGGGGGUGGCGGAGGCGGGGGUGUGAAUGGCAACCUGAAUGGAGUGCUGGAGCGUCCGUACAGCAGCAGCCAGCUGUCCGCGCUGCUGUCCAAGCGGUUCAGCUCCACACAGUCCCUGGGGCCAUUCUCCACCAGCCUGGGCGACCUCAACAUGAACGGCCUCUCCUCCUACGAGAAGUGGAGCUGCGGCGGCGGCGAGGGGGUGUUCAGCGGUGGUGGUGGCGGCGGCGGCGGCGGGAGGGUGGGGGUGGGCGGCGGUGACCCGGUGCUGCACGACCUGUCCCACAAGCUGCUGUCGUGCUCCAUCUUUCCGCCGCGGUCGCAGAUCAAGCGGCAGAAGAUGAUCUACCACUGCAAGUUUGGGGAGUUUGGGGUGCUGGAGGGGCAGUUCACGGAGCCCAGCGGUGUGGCCGUCAACGCGCAGAACGACAUCAUUGUGGCCGACACAAACAACCACCGUAUCCAGAUCUUCGACAAGGAAGGACGAUUCAAGUUUCAGUUUGGGGAGUGCGGGAAGCGGGACGGCCAGCUGCUGUACCCGAACCGCGUGGCUGUUGUGCGGACCAGCGGGGACAUCAUCGUGACGGAACGCAGCCCGACGCACCAGAUACAGAUCUACAACCAGUAUGGACAGUUUGUGAGGAAGUUUGGGGCCAAUACACUCUGCUAUCCUCGCGGCGUGACGGUGGACCACAAGGGACGGAUCAUCGUGGUGGAAUGCAAGGUGAUGCGCGUCAUUAUCUUCGACCAGUACGGCACUGUCCUCCACCAGUUCAACUGUCCAAACCACCUCGAGUUUCCAAAUGGAGUUGUCGUUAAUGACAAGCAGGAAAUAUUCAUCUCAGACAACAGGGCUCACUGUGUCAAGGUGUUUAACUACGAGGGGCAGUACCUCCGUCAGAUUGGUGGAGAGGGCAUCACCAACUACCCUAUAGGUGUGGGGAUCAACAGCCAGGGGGAAGUACUCAUCGCUGACAACCACAACAACUUCAACCUGACCUUAUUUACGCAGGAAGGUCAAUUGGUUUCUGCGUACGAGUCGAAGGUGAAGCACGCGCAGUGUUUCGACGUGGCUCUGAUGGACGACGGCUCGGUGGUUCUGGCCAGCAAGGAUUACCGUCUCUACGUGUACCGGUAUCUGCAGGUCCCCCCCCCACACAUGUGAGGGCCUAGGGUCGCCGCCGCCGCCGCCGCAGUCGUGUCACACCUCAUCGUUAUCUUCGCUCCUUCAAAUAGUCUAUUUUUAAUACAUCGUGGUUGCAGUUGUUUAUAAUGCCUGUUCCAUUUGAAUCCAGCCCCCCACCCAGCCCCAUCGGCCCCAAGCCCCCUCCAGCCCCACCCUGUGCUCCCCCAUGCCAAAGUUUUCACAAGUUUGUCCUAGAAAGUCACCCUGUUUGCCCUGUUUAGUCAGUCCCCGAUCAGCCCCAGGUCAGCCUCGGGUCACUGGGACCUCCAGGAAUCUGCCCCAUCGCUCAGCACCGCCAGUCUUCUCUCCCGGGGACGCUGGCGUGCUGACUCUCAAGUUACCCUAGUUUUGGCAAGUUUCCGCCCCGACUGCCCUAGUUGACGCCAGCCCGGGGAACAUUUUGCCUGGAUUUUGUCAUUUCCACAGCAAAAUACAUUAGAAGAAUACCCUAGUUUGUCCAGUUAACCCAGAAAAAUGACCCUAGUUUGUCCAUUUUACCUGGAAAAAUGUCCCUAGUUUGUCCAGUUUUACCCAGAAAUGAUCCUAGUUUGGCCAGAAAAUACCCUAAUUUGUCCAAUUUACUCGAGAUUUUAUAAAUUUCUCUAUGAAUUUAUCCUUUUAUCCCCAAAUCUUAGUUCUUUGCCUCCCUUACCCCCCAGUCAGUCCCUACCCCCCCUGUCUACCCCUGAUCCAAGUCUCUUUCUCUUUCUCUCUUUCUCUAUCUCACUCGGGGCAGCCUUGCUCUUCCCCGCUAGUCAGAUCUCUCUAUCUCUCUCUCUCUUUCUCUAUCUCUAUACAUAUUGUUGUUUUUUUAAUUUAUUUUCUGUCGCCAGUUUUGUUAGCUCCGUUUUAUUAAUUUUUACAUUAUUCCCGUUUUCUUUGCUCCUUUGUUACUGAAAUGUGUGUUUUUUUAAUAUUUUGCCUCUAUUUUUCAAGAUGGCCGCCGUCGCUGCUGCCGCCACAAACCAUUAGUCAUGUAUAUAAAUGUUUUGAGUUUUACCAUUUUUUGAGUUCAGUUUUUUAUUAAGUUUAUGAUCCAAACACACACACACACACACACACACACACACACACACACACACACACAGACACAGACACACACACACACACGUUUUAAUUUCUGUUGUGCUCUUUUGAGUUAUUAGUGAUGAUGAUGAUAAUAAUAAUGAUUUUGUGUUGUGCCAUUGUGUUACGAAGCAGUUCCUUAUAUGUACACACACACGAACACACACUCUCACUCUCUCACUUUCUCACUUUCUCACUCUCUCACUCUCCCAUCCCUAUGUAUCACAUCCUGUAUAUUUUUAUUUAUUAAUUUAUUACCAAGAGACUUAAGAAAUUGAAAUAUUCUUUUGAAGGAGGAGGAGGAGGAGGAAGAAGAAGGAAAGGAGGAGGAGGAGAAGGAGAAGGAGGAGGAGGAGGAGGAGGAGGAGGUAGUGUCAGCCUCCAUUGUUCUGCAUUUGUUAGUUAGUAAGGGUGAUUUGCAUGCGAGCUUCUGUCAGUUGGUGGCUCUUAAGGGUGUCAGCCAGGCAUCCUUCAAAGUCACUACUAGUUUGUAAGACGUUGUAGAGUUGUUGUUUAGUUAUCAAAGGAACCAACAUGUGUACCACUACUACUACUACUACUAUUACUACUGCUACUGGUACUACUUCGACUGCUACUACUGUUAGAGGAAAAUGUCUGAUUCUUCUACUACUACUACUACUACUUCUACUGCUCCAGCCCUAGUACAUUUGGGUUAGGAAGCUAUGCCAUAACUACUACUACAACUACUACUUUGAAAUCUCACGUCUGUCUCUCUCUCUUUCUUGCUCUCUCAAAUGUAAACAUCUUUUUAAUUUUUACAAUACUCAUCUUUAUCAAUAAGUUAUCUCUAUCAUGGCUUUCUAUCUCAACUGGACUGGCGAUGACCAAUGCUGAUGAUGAUGAUGAUGAUGUUUCGGUCGUGUCUUUGCAAUGUUCUGUGUCAUCUCUCGGUCUUCAAAAAUUUAGUGGCUUGGUUCGGCCGUCAAGUGUCAGUGGGUGUUUUAAAAUGGAGUCUCGUUUUUAUAUAAAUUUUUUUCAUUUUUUGAGUUUUUUAGAGGUUUUGAGGUGUUUGUGUGUGUUUAUUGGUGUUUUUUAAUGAGUGUUGGUGGUGUUGCUGGUGUUUGCAGUGGUGUUUUUUGCAAGAUUUUGAAGUUAUAAAGGUUUUUCAAGGGUGUUUUUUGUGUUUCGAGUGACAGCGAUCUUUCUAUAUGUUUCCAAAGCUACACUGGAAGAUAUUACGAUUUUUCAUGUUUCCAGUCACAGCCUAACAAUUUUUCUCUAUUUUCAACACUUACUGGGUCUCUGAAGGGUAUUUUUCAUCAAUUUAGCAGUUUUAGAAUGUUUAAUGGUGUUUUGGCAGAGUGUUAAGCAUUGUUGUUAGUUAAAGCCACACUCCUACAGCUGCCAAACUGUCUCUCUCUUUCACUGCUUCAGGACAUUGUUGCCAGUUAAAAGAGGCACUUCGAGGAGUUUUCUUGUUCUGGUAAUAGUGUACAUGCAUUGUCUCGGCUCCAGGGACGCUUAGAACCAAUAUUUCAAACACCGCAUGCAUUAAAAAAACGGUUAAAACAAAAAUAUUCACGUUCGUUAUUUUUCCAAGCGACGACUGGGAAAACACCCUUGAAAACUUGACAAAAUUUCAAACACAGGCAAGGAAAACGGUUAAAAUAGACAUUGAUUGACGUUUAUAAUUUUCCCAAGCAAGAACUGGGGUAAAAAAACACCCUUGAAAACCAAACAGUAUUCCAAACACCAUAAAAAAGUGAAUUAGAGGCAGAAAUCAACAUAAAACAGCCUUGGGAAUGCAAAACAACACAUGGAAACUAAAAAUAUCAUCAUUCAAGGCAAAACACAGCCAAACCCAGCCACGCCAAGCCACGCCAAGCCAGGAUAAGCUAGAUUAGACCAGUUUUUGAGACCAGAACAUUGUAAAACUGACCCAAAUAGUUACAUGUUAUGAAAUACCAUCCAGACACACUCACUUGUUAAACCUCCCCACACCGACACUGCUGGACAGAAAAAUACUUGUCUUUAUAUCAAAAUUUGCUGUUUAUACUCUCAAUUUUACACGGCCAGCCCCCUGUGGACCCCCGGGGAGGCUGGUGCUACCCCUGGGGCCAUCCUCUGUGGGCUGGCUUUCUGUGGUCCGAGAUAUUUGUGCCGGACCGCCUCAAGAAUGUGACGCUGGGUUUGUUAAAUGGAUCGCAAUGGUGUUUGUAUGUUUGUGUGUUUGCUCGAGUUGUUUGAAGCUUUGCGGGUUUUUAAAGCUUGGUGUGGGACUUCUGGCAAGCUUACCAGUUUAGGGUGAGCUUGAGUUUGUGAGCUUUUAUUAGGAAAACUUGUUAAUAAUUCAAGCUUGCCAGAACAUCGCUCCCCAAGCUUGCACGAUCUGAAGAACAUGUUACACCAAAGCUUGAAACAACUCCAGUUGCACUAAAGCUUAGGAGAACAAGUUUUUCGAGCUUAGAGGAACUUCCAGCUAAGUUAGAGUUAAGCUUAAGAGAACUCAAGUCUUCUCAAGCUUGCAUGAACUUAACUAACCCAAAAAUGUCAAGUUCUCAAGCUGAUAUUAACUUGAAAGACCAAAAAUAUUAAGUUCUGAAGCUUUUUGAACUUAGUGACCAAAUUUAAGCUUGAGUGACACCUAAGCUUACUGAUUCUUAAGUUCUCAAGCUUGUAUGAACUUAAAAGGCCAAAUAUUGGAAAUUCUCAAGCUGAAAUGAACUUGAAAGGCCAAAUUUAAGCUUGUGAGGGCUUGAGUGACACUAAAGUUUACUAAUCCUCAAGUUUUCAAGCUUACAUGAACUUAAUAAGUAAAAAAUCUUAAGUUCUCAAGCUGAUAUGAACUUAUAGACCAAAUUUAAGCUUGUGAGGGCUUGAGAUUCACUGAGCUUAGUAACCCUUCAAGUUCUCAAGCUGAUAUGAACUUGAAAGACCAAAAUUUAAGCUUGUGAGGGCUUGAGACAUACCUGAGCUUAAUUACGUCCUCAAGCUUAAGAGUGGAUCCUUUCAGCUUGACAAUCAAAGCCAUUGGUGAGGACACUAGCAAACCUGUUAUACCACCGCCAUCACUGCCACCACCACCACCACUGCCCGAGGUGGUGGUGGUGGUGGUGGUGGCGGCCUUGAUACACGAGACAAGGGGCCAAAUUUGCCAUGAGGUGAUAAGUGAUAUUAACUGCUACUACUGCUACUACUACUACUACUACUGCUACUACUGGACGUGAUGUUUUGAUGUCUCCUCUUAGCAAUUUCUGUGUGUUGAAGUGCGUGUUGCUCGAUUUAAUGUGGGAAAAGAUGAUUUGUGUUUUUUCGUGUGUUUUGAAGUGCGUGUGAAGAAAACGGGACAUCAGUGAUCCUAAACGCAAAGAAAACGUGUGUAUUUGUUGUUUUUUUGUGUAUGUUUUAACACGUACAUGAGAAAACACAAUUUAUUUUUUUUUAACUGAUCAAACGCAUGGAAACGAAAGAAAAACGAGGAAAAAACACACAAACGCACUCAGAUUUUCCACAAACACCAGAAACCCCCCCCAAAAAAAAUCGGAGACAAAACAAAACCACAAUUUUGUACGUUUUGAACUGUAUCACCACGACUUGAUAGGAUAGUAGGACGUGUGUGUCUUCUUGAAACACAUCUGUAAUUACCAAUCUGUCCCCUGACCCUUAAAAAUCUCCCCCAGCCUCCUGUGCCCCUCCAAGAGCCCCCAGCGCCUUCCUUAGAUAGUGUAGCGAGGUGUUUAGGUGUAUCUGUUAGGCACCCUCGUGAUUAUUGCUAUUUUUUGUACUGCUUCAAUAUACGAUGUUCUUAACCAGCUCAACCCUUUCUCAAAACGACCGAAUCUUGUCUAAUGUCUAGGCUCUCCCUUUUUGUACCUCCAUGCCGUCUUGUGACUUUAUCCUAGCCCCCCACAGCCCCCGACAGCCCCCCGACACACCCCUAGGCCUUCAUCAGCCCCCUACACCUCUUCCCACAGCCCCCACAGCUCCCACAGCCCCGUACUGCGCUCUCCAGCUCCUCCUGUCCAAUUCUUGUUCACUUACCUCUGUCCUUGUUCCUAUGCCAUCCACCACCACCACCACCACCACCACCACCACCACCACCACUACUACUACCACUACCACCGUCUUCAAUGCCUUAUGUCUCCAGUGUUGUGCCGUGUUAUGCCAGGUCAAAGCGAGGUCAGCUCUUCUCCUAUUGUAACCUUACCUAACCUAACCGUACCUAACCUAACCUUACCUAAUCUAACCUUACCUAACCUAACCUAACCUAACCUUACCUAAUCUUACCUAACCUAACCUAACCUAAGAAGACCAAUUUAUGAAAGAGAAUCACAUUUCUUUAGAAUAUAAAAAUGACCAAUUAUGUGGCGGUGUGUACGUGUGUGUGUGUGUGUGCGUGUGUGCUUGUGCGUGUGCGUGUGUGUGUGCGCGCCGCCCUUGUAGGAGAAGCUGUUUCAAUCUCGUUUGUAAAAAGAAUAUUUUUUUAUUUAAUACAAAUUUUUUUUUUAUUUCUUUGUUGUUGUUUGGUGGUAUGGGACAAUGGUUGUGUUUGUUUGUUUGCUUGUUUGUUACCACAUGUACUUAGGGGGUCUGUGUACCCCCCCACCAACCCUCCACCACACCCUCACCCCCCUUACCCCUACCACAUGCUUCCUGUCCUGCCCCCCUCUCCCCAACCACCACCACCACUGCCACACACACACACACACACACACACACACACACACACACACACACACACACACACACACACACACACACACACA